GAAAACAUUUAGUACAUGUAUGGAGCGGGUGAAUAUCGGCAAUAGAGAGCUCUAUGAUGACGUUCAUGACUUCCGAGCUCUCUGAUUCGCCAAUCUUUUCAAAGCUCAAAGUUCCAUGUCAACUCUUCGCAACGCUCUAUGCAACCUCAAUACAUUCGCCCCCAAACGACUAACAUACCACGGAAACCAAUACUUUAAUCAUCGAAUUGAAUACGUAUAAUACGAAACUACUUUAAACAAGCAAAGAACACCCCUCGUGGAAACAACACCAUUAUGUCUCGCCUCCGCAAAAUCAGCCCCUCCAUUCCCGAAAUCGCAAACGCAAUCAUCGCCCCGCGGUCGAAUCUUUCAGCCUGUGCAAGUACAAGAUGGGGUUCUUGCCAGAAUUUAACCCCAGGAGUUACAUUCUCAAAUCCAUUCAAAGUUUCAUAUCCAGCACCCUCCUCCAUCUGCCAAUCUCGUCAAUACUCCCAAUCCGCCCCCCGCAAACCUUCCUCCCCCGCAAGAUCCACCUCCACGCCAAUAUCUUCUUCCUCUCCCCGUUCUCAAUCCCAUCCUCCUGCGACCCGUGACCGCGGUCCGCCUUCUUCAGAAACUACACAGACGGAUUUUUCGGUCCUAGAUGUAUUGGGGAAUACGCCGAUGCCGAGCACGAGUAUUGAUGCGUGUUUGAGCGACGGGUUUCAUUUGAAUAGUGGCGUCAAGGUAGGUGGCGAUGGGGUUUUCAAGGAUGGGAAAUGGAGGAGAGGGAGCGGGGUUUUGUUGGUAGGGGGUGAGGCGUUUGGGUGGAAGCCUUGGGUUGGGGGUGCGAAGGAGGGGGAGGAAUUGGAAUUGGUUAAUCAGAAGGGCCAAUUUGAGUGCGGGGAUGAGGCGUGGGGGAUUCUGGGGUGUGUGUGGCCUAGACCUGAUCUUUUAAUCCUCGGCUUAGGCAAAGAUAUGCGACCCAUAUCCCCCAAGACACGCGCAUAUAUCAAUGGAUUAGGGAUUCAAAUAGAAAUCGCAGAUACAAGGAACGCAGCUGCGCAAUUUAAUUUAUUGGCGACGGAACGAGGGGUCGGGAGUGUAGCAGGAGCAUUGAUACCAAUUGGUCGGUAAAGAAGAGGUGACAGAUAUCAUGGCGUCAUGAGAUCUGUUGUUGGGGGGAGAAGGAUAUUUUGGAAGGAUAUUCUCAAAUGAGCGUGGGAAUCAAAAUGAAAAUAAAGUAUCAAGUCAAGUGUAAACACAUAUCCAAACUCGGAAGAUUUUCCUCUCCACACAACACAACACAAUUCUACUGUAUCCAGCUCGCCGAGACGCAACGCAAGGGUCUUUAUGGUAUGUCGUAUCUACAAUUCAAGACCAUACAAAUCCCCUCAUCUCUCUUUCCCCCAAAAUUCACACACCGGAUCAGGUAAUAAAGUACUGCAAACUCACCUACUACCAUCACUAUCGAGAGAAGUGACUCGCUGUCGUGUUUUAUUGUGAAUUUGUA
This is a messenger RNA of Botrytis cinerea B05.10, 1471 nucleotides long. RefSeq lists its product as hypothetical. NCBI's taxonomy places the organism in Eukaryota, Fungi, Ascomycota, Leotiomycetes, Helotiales, Sclerotiniaceae. Gene Ontology annotation, cellular component: mitochondrial inner membrane. Gene Ontology annotation, biological process: mitochondrial respiratory chain complex I assembly. Bases 274 to 1095 code for a protein of 273 amino acids. The transcript is spliced from 2 exons. The record is from RefSeq and is a predicted model, not a curated record.